AUGCCCGAGACUCUACAAACUUGGGCGCCGUUCUUCAACACAUAUAUUGAUCCUGAUCACCGCUGCUGUCUCGAACGUGAGGAUGUCCCUGAUUAUCUGGAGAAGGCAAAAGAGUCCUUUAAAAGCUGGGAUGAAUACGUCGCUUUGCUCGGGUCUGGUGCGCUUAUCGAGUCAGCUCUCGCCGACAGAGAGAAGAAUCGAGAAUCCAAGACGCCCAUAAAGCUCCUACAGCACAAAGAAGGAAACAAAACCCGAACCAUCUGUUUGUUCAAGGUCCCAAGGAGAUGUCAAGAGAAUUUCAGAGCGGGAGACAAGGCAUCUGCUCACCUGACUAAGCACUCUUCCCUGCCGAUCAUAGUUGAUAAUUCGUCAGACAGUCGCACAGACCCAUCAUAUCUCCAUGCCGACGAUCGAAAACGCACACACGGACCCUGGGUCAUCAACAUCCUACCACCUGUUGCGACUGGCCCUCCAGAAGUGGCUUGGGCUACAAUUGAACGCCGCCAGGACGCCAAUAAAGAUGGAUAUCACGACCCAAACUCCUAUCCUGUCACUUCAUUUUCAAGGAUUAAUUCCAUACGACAGGGCCGUGGGAUGCGGGCCGCGAUAUGGGGUCUACUUGACGAGGCGACUAUCUGCGCCAGGGUCAUUCCGGAGGACCGCCAUAGCAUAUUUGUUUAUGUUAUCAGAGCAUUGAGCGACCUGAGGACGAAGGUAGCGCGCUCGAAAGAUGGUGGAAUUUCAAAGCUACUAGUUGCAACUUGUCCAGAUGACAUUACUCGACUCAAUAUUUUCGAAUCCCUCAGUGACCCUUCUCUUUCACACGAGGACGGGAUGUUUCUCAAUGAGAGCCAAAAGGAAGCAAUCCGAUUCGGGCAUGAUGCUCCUGCUGGGCUCGUCCUCUGCCACGGCGGGCCUGGGACGGGUAAGACCCAUUUCAUCAUCCAGGCUGUCAGGCCAUUUCUUCUCGACGAUGCGAAAGAGCACCGUGUGCUGCUCACAGCAGCGUCAAACGCGAGUGCCGAUUCACUUGCAACAGCUCUGGACGGAGAACUUAGGCGGGCGAUCCAUACAAGGGAGGGCCUGGGUAGGCGAUAUGUAAUCCGCCUGCACAGCAUCAAGACAGAGAAGUCUGUGGCCUUCAGAGACGCGAAAUUGGCAAGAGAAGCAAGUUUGGUCGCCAAAAAGACCGGACCUCCCACCAGUGAGCCUUCCCCACAGCCUUCGAUGUCGGGACAGGCCGCGACAGUUCUGGCCCAUUGCGAGGCGUACAUGGAACGCAAGUACGAAGGUGUCAGCGACGAGCGGGUGAAUGUCAUUGAGCUUUCUGCAGGCGAGAGGAUGCUCUCGAUCGCCGGAAUACGUGGGGAGAGCCCGCUCUGUGAUGCAGGACGGUUCACGGAAUUCGCAGACCUGUAUACGCGAUUCACCAACGGUGAUCUGUUCAGCUCCAAGGACUGGACAAAUCUUGAUCUGAGACUGGACGAGCUUCUUGCCCAUACAAUCAGUCACGCUUCGGUCAUUUGUGCAACCGUUGGCGGAGCUGCGGACGACUUUUGCAGCACCAACUACGCGGAAGCUGAGCUAAUUGUCGUUGACGAAGCUACUCGAGUGCCUGAAUACCAGAUGUGGCCUUUAUUCGCCUUCUAUACCAAGGCAAUUGGCAAGAUCCUGGUCGGAGAUCCCAACCAGCUGGGUCCUCUGAUCAAAGGAGAUGAUACGAAGGACAGCGGAAAGUUGAUAAUAAACCCUUUGCAAGACCAGCUGGAAAUGUCACUUCAACAGCGUCUUCAGUCCGCAGGUUUCAAGUCGGCCUUCUUCAAUGUGCAAUAUCGAGCCGUCGAGAAAAUUGCCCAGAUUUACAGCAAUGUCUGCUACGGUGGUCUUUUGCAACAUGGUCGAACGUCGAAACUGGAAGACGAUCAACUUGCCAAAGACAUCAUCGAACAUAACCGAGAAACGUAUGGCAUUCCCGAACCUGUUGUUUUCUACAACAUACAAGACGCUACAGAAGGACGGAACUACCACCUGUCGAGAUUCUGUAAGGAAUACGUCAUAUUGGUGCUCAAAAUUCUGCAGAAUCUGUUCGAUGCGGGCUUCGUAAGGCCUGGGAAGGCCUGCUCUAUCGCCAUUCUGACGCCGUAUAUUGAGCAGAAGAGAUUGCUCAAGAUAUCAAAAUCCCAAAUGGAAAAGCAGUAUCCGGCUGCCAAAGACGUCGUCCUGCAGACCGUCGACAGCGUGCAAGGCAUGGAGUACGACGUGGUUAUCGUGGACCCCACUGUCGUGCGUAGCCCCGGGUUUCUCAACGAGAAUCGACUGAAUGUUAUGUUCUCCCGCGCCAGAUAUGGCCUCUACGUCGUGGCGAUCACAGAGCCUGGCUGGCGAUGUGGAGAGACGAUUCGCGCCCACUGA
Molecule: messenger RNA, 2412 nt
Organism: Fonsecaea pedrosoi CBS 271.37
Lineage: Eukaryota; Fungi; Ascomycota; Eurotiomycetes; Chaetothyriales; Herpotrichiellaceae
Exons: 1
Coding region: 1-2412 (803 amino acids)
Molecular function (GO): helicase activity
Source: RefSeq, a predicted model, not a curated record